AAUUAUCGAGUUCAGAGACGAGACGCUACUACUCAGAACAAAUUGUUUCCAAAAAGGGAAGGCCAGAAUUCACUUCGACGAACAGAGGAUACUUUUGAAGAUCAAGAGAGAGAACUAGAAAUGUCCAUAUCGCACAAUGACAUUGAAGUAUUGGUACGACCUGGGGAAUCCGAAGCAAGUGGUGAGGAAAGUGGAGACAUGUUCGAUGAAUUAGAAUACGAGAGUGAAGAGAUCCCGGGUCCCGCGAUUUAUUUAGCUGCCUUGGAGGAAAUACCGAUGCUGGAAAAAGAAAAGGAGCUUGCUGUCGUAGGACUAAAGGUAGACCUAAACAAUCUGACAGAAGAGGAGCGGAUAGAAGCGAUAAAGCU
Acaulospora morrowiae is the source of this 368-nucleotide messenger RNA. The record is from the annotation of a GenBank genome assembly. Lineage: Eukaryota; Fungi; Glomeromycota; Glomeromycetes; Diversisporales; Acaulosporaceae.